GCCAUUUCGUCGCAGCUCUCCCCAGCCCUCAGAAGCUCAGUGCUGCAGCAGUAGUCACUCGCCUAAUCCACCAAUCAUGACCGACGGAGCUAUAUCCUUCGCCAAGGACUUCUUGGCCGGCGGUGUUGCUGCUGCUAUCUCUAAGACCGCUGUGGCACCCAUAGAGCGGGUCAAGCUUCUGCUACAGGUCCAACAUGCAAGCAAACAGAUCACAGUCGACAAGCAGUACAAAGGAAUCAUGGACUGUGUUGUCCGUAUCCCCAAAGAACAAGGUUUCGUGUCCUUCUGGCGUGGUAACCUUGCCAACGUGAUCCGAUAUUUCCCUACCCAGGCCCUCAACUUUGCUUUCAAAGACAAGUACAAGCAGAUCUUCCUUGAUAAUGUUGACAAGAGAACCCAGUUCUGGCGUUACUUUGCUGGAAACCUGGCAUCUGGUGGUGCUGCUGGGGCCACCUCACUGUGCUUCGUCUACCCACUGGACUUUGCCAGAACACGUCUAGCUGCUGAUGUCGGUAAAGCUGGUGCUGACAGAGAAUUUAGAGGUCUUGGAGACUGCUUAGCAAAAAUCUUCAAAUCUGAUGGGUUUAAAGGUCUCUACCAGGGUUUCAAUGUGUCUGUCCAGGGCAUCAUCAUUUAUAGAGCAGCUUAUUUUGGAAUCUAUGAUACAGCUAAAGGUAUGCUACCUGAUCCCAAGAACACACACAUUUUUAUCAGCUGGAUGAUUGCUCAGACAGUAACAGCAGUGGCUGGUUUUGCCUCCUAUCCAUUUGACACAGUCCGGCGUCGUAUGAUGAUGCAGUCUGGAAGGAAAGGAGCUGAUAUCAUGUACAGUGGCACAAUUGACUGCUGGAAGAAGAUUGCAAAGGAUGAAGGUUCAAAGGCUUUCUUCAAGGGUGCCUGGUCCAAUGUACUCCGAGGGAUGGGUGGCGCUUUCGUGUUGGUCUUGUAUGAUGAGAUGAAGAAAUACAUCUAAACCUGGCCAAUGUCUCACCUGGCAUGCUGUAUUAUGUAACAUACCCUGAACGUUCUUGGACUUUCAAAAUUUUUUUUUUUUUUGAUCAAACACACCUUUUAUUUAUAUAACUAGUAAUAUCUUACUGGUAUCUGGGGAUCAGUUCUAUUCCAUCACAGCAGCUUUCCAUAUUAAUAUGAAUCAUUCCCUCUUCCCCAGUUACUGUCAAUGAGGCCUGCAACAUAGAAUUUGUAUUGCUCCGUGGGUGGUAACUGGGCUGACUUGUCGGGACCCUGUGCUCCUUUAUUUUUUAUUUCAGUCAUUCAUGUUUUUAAGUAACUUAGGUUUGAGGAAAUAAAAAAUAUGGAUCUA
This is a messenger RNA of Pseudophryne corroboree (corroboree frog), 1324 nucleotides long. It is a transcript of the gene SLC25A5, whose product is annotated as solute carrier family 25 member 5. Gene Ontology annotation, biological process: mitochondrial ATP transmembrane transport; negative regulation of mitochondrial outer membrane permeabilization involved in apoptotic signaling pathway; mitochondrial ADP transmembrane transport. The coding region runs from base 77 to 973 and encodes 298 amino acids. The record is from RefSeq and is a predicted model, not a curated record. Gene Ontology annotation, cellular component: mitochondrial inner membrane. Gene Ontology annotation, molecular function: ATP:ADP antiporter activity. NCBI's taxonomy places the organism in Eukaryota, Metazoa, Chordata, Amphibia, Anura, Myobatrachidae. The transcript has 4 exons.